Molecule: messenger RNA, 2160 nt
Organism: Ooceraea biroi (clonal raider ant)
Lineage: Eukaryota; Metazoa; Arthropoda; Insecta; Hymenoptera; Formicidae
Gene: Trp1
Product: translocation protein 1
Biological process (GO): post-translational protein targeting to membrane, translocation
Cellular component (GO): endoplasmic reticulum; endoplasmic reticulum membrane
Source: RefSeq, a predicted model, not a curated record
AGGGGGGAUCGGUUUCGCGUGCCACGACUCUCGGUUCUCGGCCAGGACGCCUCGGUCGGAAUUCGCAUAUGCUUACGAGCCAGUUCGCAGCUUCGGCGGCCGGCAGCGUGAGCAGCGGUUUUGUACGCGCAAGCGUGACACGGAAUUUACAACAUGGCGGAACGCAGGAAGAGCAGGAAGCGUAAAGAUGAAGUAGCUGGUACGGACCCUAAGGUUGCCCAGGACAAACCGUCCAAGGAGGAGUACGCGGUGGCCAAGUGGAUCCGCAACAAUGUACCGUCGAAGAAGACAAAGUUCGAUAGGACUCACAUUGUGGAGUACUUCACUGGGUCGCGCGCGGUCGAUGCCCUGUUGGAGGGUUCACCCUGGAGCACGGUGUUCGAGAACCGCGAACAGGUCGCCCAAUUCCUGGACCUGAUGCUGAGACACAAGUUCUUUCACAGGGCCAAGAAGGUAGUGAUCUCCGAGGAGGAACUCAACAAAAUGCGAGGCAUUAAGAAGAAACCCAAAGACGCCAAGGAGGAUAGGAAGCCUGGGGAGAAGGAGAAGGACGAGCCCAAGGAAAGCAAGGACACGACGGUGGCGAAGGAUGAGAAACUCGAGGAGAAAUACGAUGAACGGAAGGAAUCCAAGAAGAAGCCAAAAGUGAGGCUAGAGAUGCACAUGGAACAGUACUUUGUAGAUUGUAAUGAUGCAUACGUGUGGAUAUACGAACCGAUUCCUGUGUAUUACUGGUUCUUUGGCACGCUGGUAGUCUUAGGUGCGAUAGGGGUCUGUCUCUUCCCGUUGUGGCCCCUGACCAUCCGUCACGGGGUGUACUACCUGAGCGUCGCUGCUGCAGGAUUCCUCGUAUUCAUAUUAGCGCUGGCUGUUAUCAGAAUGAUCGUGUUCUGUCUUCUGUGGGUGCCCACGCUGGGUAGAUGCCACCUGUGGCUGCUGCCCAAUCUGACGGCCGAUGUCGGCUUCUUCGCGUCCUUCUGGCCGUUAUAUCAGUACGACUAUUACGGUCCCACGUCUGAUAGCGACAAGAAGGUCAACAAAAAGAAAAGGAGGAAAGAGAAGGAUUCUGACUCCGAGGAUGCGCCGUUAACUCAGUCGGAAGAGAAAUCUUGCGCGGAGGAAGACGCGCCGAAGGAAGAGGCGCGAAUCGAGGAGCUAUCCCUGUCAAAUGAAGAGAGGAAAAUCUCGUCCGAUUCGGCGGAAGGGGAGGACAGCGGAGGCAGCGAGGAAGGCUCGGAAAGCGAGAAAUCUAAUACGGGUCGUGAUUUCGUUAUGGUUUAGGAGAACGGGGGCCGGGACGUCACAAUAGCUUUACAUUUACUGGAAAAAAAAAACAGCUGUAUCGCAUUAAUCAUCGCUGAAACCGAUAUAUGCUUGCGGUGCGUUAACCCGGUCGGACCCGGUUAUUGAAGCAUCAGCUUCGGACGGUUCGUCGUUAACGGAGCUCAGCGUGCGAAACUAAAAGAAACCGCCCGACCAGAUCCUCCAGAUUUGUUGCAUUUAAGUACUGUUGAUCACGGACAAAUAGAGAAAUCGCUUGUGAUCUUUUGCACGGAGAGAAUUUCCUGCGUCCGAGAGGUGUGUAAAAAAGAAUUGUCUGUAGAAAAACCUAAGCGUAACAAGACGUGUUUCACUAUAUACAUGUCCAGUGUGGAAGGAGGCGCGUCACGCGUAGUCACAAUAUUAUCGAGCGUAUAUCAGUUUCCGUUGAAUAAAUUGUGGAUACUGUUCGAAGUCUUCAAUCUCUCUUGUCGCGAUCGAUGUCUACCGACAACCGUUGAUUAAACGUUAGUUAAUUAAAAACAUGCACUGAGUUUCUCUCUCCGUUAGAUGUUUAAGAAUCUUCGAGUCGUGGGAGAGAAAUAAUUUAGCUGGAAGAGGAGGAAUCUCUCUCUCUUUACGGGUAACAGGACUUGAUGUUUUCUUCGCCAUUCGCCGAUUUAGCGCGAGUUCCUUUUUAGCAGAAAUUAUAUCCGAUUUUACAGAAUAUAUAUUCCGGUAUUACUAUAGGUAAUUUAUAUUUUUAUGCGGAGUUUAAUUUCGCGAAUAUUAUGAUUAUUGUUAUUAUUAUUAUUAUACUUUUUUGCGAUCACAAAGAUCCUUACAUAGGUACGCCACUCCUGGAUUUAUCUCUAUUUAAAUAAAAAUGAAGUGAAGCGU